CAGAUAGAAUGACACUGUACCAUUUCGCCAACUGCCUCGCCCUGGCGUACACACCGUACUAUCUUACGUACAAGUUCACAGGACUAGCAGAGUACGGGGCUUUCUGGAAGGUUGGACAAGCUGGUGUUAUGUACAUGUUAACACAGUUGGCUAAGAUGAUGUUCCUCGCGACCUUCUUCCCUAUGCCAGAGCUAGAAGAGGAAGAUAGUUCUCAGGCAUUCGACCUGAUGCACGAAUUCUUCCGCGCUACUGUUGAUAUCGCAGAUCUUAUUGGCAUCUACCUGGUCAUGCAGAGAGUCUCAGGCAAAGGAAGUGUGAAGAUCCUGGUUGCUGGGUUAGGCUGGGCUACAGCUGAACUAAUCCUGACCCGUCUCGUCUUCCUCUGGGUCGGAGCUAGGGGAGUAGAAUUUGACUGGAGGUACAUCCAGAAGUCCCUGGACGCAAACAUCUCCUUGGUUCACUUCAUCACCCUGGCCUGUCUAGUCUGGACCUGGACCAGGAAGGACUCCGCCCAGAGCUCAGGACUGACCGGUGUACUGGGAUUGGUUGUAGCUGUAGCCUGCUACAAGGGUGUUCUGGUCGGCGCAGCUAGUCACUAUCUUCAGCUAGGCAGCUGGGUCAACCUUAUGCAGGAUGCUGUUGUCAGCUUCUGUCUUGGACUAGUCUCCCUUCAGAUCUACAUCGGAGUUACAAACAACAACGAGAAGUACUAAUCAUUUACAUCUCGAAUACCCCUUCGUGUGUUGUACAGCACGACGUUGCAGUACUUUUAGACUGGUUGGGCAUUUCCGAGUAAUUCUGUGUUAUUAAAAACCGGAUUUUUAAACUGUACUCUGUUCAAUUACUCAGUACAUCGGUUUACAAGUCAAUUGUUAUUACUUUUAUUUGUACUCAUUGUACACAUUAAACCCUAUUCUGUCCUCGUUAUUGUCCUGUUUUGUGCGUCCUAAUUUUGUUGUUAAUUUUGCAGAAAA
Eurytemora carolleeae is the source of this 974-nucleotide messenger RNA. RefSeq names its product transmembrane protein 147. The transcript is spliced from 7 exons. The coding region runs from base 9 to 713 and encodes 234 amino acids. NCBI's taxonomy places the organism in Eukaryota, Metazoa, Arthropoda, Copepoda, Calanoida, Temoridae. The record is from RefSeq and is a predicted model, not a curated record.